AUGCAGGAAGGUCUACAUCAGUGUCUAAGGGUCUCUACAAAGCCAGCAGAGGCUGAGAGCACAACCCUGUCCCACCCAGGCGGCACAGGCACCCAGAAAAGGAGCCCAAAGCACCACACGAGCCAAGAGACAGUGAACAGACCCAAGAACCCAGGAGGCACAGCAGCCAGGACAACCCAGAUGCCCAGACUCAGCCCCAGCAGCACAGGACAACCCGGCCCACAGGAUGGCCCCCCAAGCCCCCCACACCCACCGCCCCCACCACCCCCCGACAGAGCAAAGGGCGCUCACCCCACCCCAGAGAGCCAGUUACAGGGGCAGGGCAUCAGGCCCGCAGGGCAGACAACAAGCCUGCACCACACGGGCACACGCGGCGAGGGGGGGAGGGGAGCAGACAAACGGAGAGACCAUGGGGCAGGGGAGGGAAAGAGGAGGAGCCGCAUAGCCCAGCCAGCAAGACCUAUAUACCCCAACCCAUCCCCUAGCCUCACCGCCCCCAACACCCACAUCACCCCCACCCCGCCCACAGAUCCAAAAACGGAGCCCCUACGCUGUCGCCAUGACACCCCCACCGCGACCAGCCACCCCUCCAGAGAGACACGGACAGGUCCACCAGGCCAGCAUCCACCCCAGGGAACCCCAAAGGACCGGACCCCACCAGCACCAGGGAGGAGAGAGACAGCAGGGGAAAGGAAGAAGAGAUGCAGGGGGCCGCAAGAAAGGUCUCCCCAUCGAUCGUCCCCCCACCCCACCACACCCCACGAAGCCCAGGCUGCACAGCCCCGAGUCCACCCAGCAGGCCCAACCGCCCCACCCCCGACGGGCACCCCAGGCCAGAGGGAGCACCCCCCCACCCCCCAAGGGGCGCCAGAGGCGAGAGAGCAGGGGCGCCGGGAGGGCACCCAGGGAGUGGACCGCCCCGACCCCAGGGCCAGCCUAGGCACCCCGACAGGCCCGGCCCGGACCCCCCAGAGGGCCAGGCCUGAACAGGGCUCCACGGCCCCCACGGCCCCCACAGCGCCCAGAACCCCAAUAUCCAAGCGCCCAUGCCCCCCAGGCAGAACGAGUCAACCAUACAGCCCCCAUCAGAACAUAAGGGUACCCCAUGAAUCCUAA
Molecule: messenger RNA, 1116 nt
Organism: Archocentrus centrarchus (flier cichlid)
Lineage: Eukaryota; Metazoa; Chordata; Actinopteri; Cichliformes; Cichlidae
Product: proline-rich protein 2-like
Exons: 2
Coding region: 1-1116 (371 amino acids)
Source: RefSeq, a predicted model, not a curated record